Effrenium voratum is the source of this 3597-nucleotide messenger RNA. NCBI's taxonomy places the organism in Eukaryota, Dinophyceae, Suessiales, Symbiodiniaceae. The record is from the annotation of a GenBank genome assembly.
UUGGCUCAGUGGGGCGGGGUCACACGUGCCGUGUGACGGUGAGGUGACUACAAAUGUCAUCCGCAAGUUUGAGUAACUCACCAUCGACCUCCUCUGGGCGAGCAGAGGAGACCGAGUUCGUUGUGGAAGAGGUGGAGGUUCACGUUGAAGAGGAUGAGGCGGACGAUGCCGGAAAGUCCGUAGAGGAGGAGGAGAUCUUCGACGAGUGUUUGGAGAAGUACCAGGCAGUGCAGGAGAACUGCCUCGAGGAGAUGCGCCUGCCGCUGGAUGUGGUCGACGCGGUGAAGCAGGCUUGGAGCCAGUUCGUCUCCACGCAGUCCAGCAGGGAUGCCGCAGGCGAGGCCAUCUACGCGGCGCUCUUCGACUCCGCGCCGACGCUGCAGAACCUCUUCAUGACGCCAAGGUCAGUCAUGGCUUUGCGCUUCAUGAACGGCAUUGUGUGCAUCAUCAUGGCCUCGCACGACCCCGCGGCGCUGAAGAUGGAGGUCGAAUCCAUCGGCUUCCGGCAUUUGGAGCGUGAGCUCACGGCUUCGCGGGUGGCGGUCUUCAGGGAGGCCAUCGUGGAGCUCUUGGACAUGGAGCUGCCAAAUGGCCUGACCUCGAAGGCGAAGAUGGGGCUGCAGGCCAUUCUCAACUACGCGGGCGGGGCCUUCAUUUAUAUCCGUCAGAACUACUUGGCGCGGGUGAAGGUCAUCCAACGGAGCUGGCGGAUCGCCAACAACAAGGGCGCGGUGGAGGAGGAGGACGCGAAGAGCGCGGAGUCCGAGCAGCAGCAGCAGCAGCCUUCCAACUCCCGAGACUUCCUGCAGAAGUCCUUGGAGGAGACCGUCUCAGGACGGGCAGAAGGCCGAAAGGAUUCCAGGCGCUCGGACGGCUCGAAAAACACCUCCGCCACGGAGCUCAAGGUGCCGACGACCUUCAACGAGAUGUUCCUCUUCAACGCCGCGGUCAUGGGCUUCAGCUCUUCCGGAUCUUGGAUGCACAACAUCCUGGAGCAAUUCGACGGCAUUGUGACCAAUGUGGCCAACUCUUACCGCCUGCAAGAGGAGUGCGACGUGCUAUCGCUGGUGCUGGCACGGCAUUCAGGCUCCAUCAAGCUUUCAGAGUUCAAGGCCGUGAUGCUGGCCUCACUGCGGUCCCUGGUGCCCAAGGAGUGGGACUCCAAUCAUGAAGUAGCCUGGAACUGGCUCUGGGAGAACGUGGAGCGCAUGCUGCGCAUGCAGAUCUGCAAGCCUCAGGCCUUCGAAGCAGCGCUGGAGCGUUUCGUCAUGAGCCUGGACGAGACCCUCCUGCUGCACUUGCGGAAGGGCAUCUACCAGGAGUUCUUCUCUAUGGCGCCCUCAGGGCAGGACUACUUCAAGCAGUCCACCACCCGGCUGUACUUCAUAGCAGACCGGAUCAUCGAGAUGACCAUGGAGAUCUUUCGGAACCCCCGGCAGAUGGUCGAGGACAUCUCCGCCUUGGGCCUCCGCCAUGUGGGCUACGAAGUGCCUUCCGAACUCUUCUCCCCCUUCGUCAAUGCGGCGGUGGAGGUCAUGAGCGGCAUGACCAAGGACGAGACGGCCACCAGCGCCUUCCGGUGGUCCCUGACGCUGGUCUCCAAGAUCCUGGUGCGCACGCAGCUCGAAGGCUCCACCAUCGUCAUGAAAGCCAUCAACACGAACCAGGAGAAGGCGUUGCGGAAGGCCAUCGCCGUGUCUCCCCGGGGGCAGCGGGCGUUGGAGCUGCUGGAGAUUCGCGUCGGCACUCAGACCAUCUCCCCUCUGUACUGGGCCCUGGAGAGCGGCAGCCUGCUCUCAGCCAAGGCCAUGAUCCACGAUCUGCUGACGAUUCGCGCUGAUCGGGACAACUACUAUUACGGCUGCGACGACCUCUUCCGGCGCCACCCGAAGGUGGUGCAGAAGCUCUGCCAAGAGUCCCCCACGAUGUUGCCGCACCUCAUGGAUGGCCUGCUCUGGCGGUCCCGCGUGGCCGGUCAAGGAAAGCGACGGGUGAACUACUACGUCAAGCAUCUUCUGCAAGACGAGGAGGGCGGUUUCAACCAGGCCUUGGAGUGGCUGGUGGAGCUGAAGGAUCCGAAAGUCAUCAGCCACCCCGUGGUUGCGCUCUUCGCUGACAUUUUGUGGAGCAGGCUGGCGAUCCACUACUUCCUCUUCGGGCGGCUGUACUUCUUAUUCACGCUUUGCGUCUUUGCGGCCAGCCAAGCCAUUCUACCGCACGGCGACCAGCCGUCAACUGUGCAGGAGAAUGUGGCGGUUUUUGCCCUCCGCUGCUUCAUCUACCUGGGCAGCAUGUGUCAAUUGCUUGUCCGACAGCUGAAGAUGCUCUGGCGGGACGUGAAGACUGGGGCCAUUGAAAGGACCUGGGGAGUGCCUUUGCCGGAGCAUCUCUGUGCGCAGGAGCUCGGGAACAUCGCUCUGUUUUGGACCCUGCUGUUGAUGUGCAUUCAAGAGCCGAUCUUCUGGUGCCUCAGCAACAUGCACGGCGACUUCCCUGGGGCAGGGCUCUUCACCAGCGCCUGCCCGGCGGGCAAGGAGCACUCGGAGGCCUACGCGGUCUUCUCCUGCAUUGCCAUGCUCCUCUACUGCGCUUUGGUGCUGGACCUCAGCAUCAUCUCCAUGCGGAUCUCCGCCUUCGUGCUGGUCUGUGGCUCCGUGAUGGCGGAGGUGGGUCUCUUCCUGAUGGCUGCGGCCUUCUUGAUCGUGUCCUUCGCGCUGUCGAUCAGUACGCUGUCACAGCAGGCUGCUGCCUUCCAAGGAUUUGACCAUGCGGCCUACUCACUCUUCGCCAUGAUGCUCGGACUAUACCCAUCAGACCAGCUGGUAGACGUGCAGGCCUAUAUGGGCAUCAUGAUCGUCGUCUCCAUGUUCAUCAUCGCCGUGGUGAUUUUCUUAUUGAAUCUGCUGGUGGCGCAGCUGAACCAAGCCUAUCAGAUCAUCUUUCCGGACAUGCAGGGCUACGCGCGUCUGACACGCGCGGGCGUCGUGGUGUCAGCUGUGGAGCAAGUCUCGCACUCCCGAUGGGCGCGGUUUCUGCAGUCCCUGCACCUCGAUGAGCGCUUGGAGUUCAACGAGGGCGACGUGGGCCUGGCAGGCGGCAUCCAGGUGAACGAGCCCUCCUGGGCACAUCCCACGACCGUCGACUCCAUCCGGCGCUUUGGUGGGUCAACUGCUACCAACAUGCCGUGGCCGGAGGAGGACAAUCUCCUCACCGAUGAGGACCGCUUCGAUCGCCUCGAGAAGCUGAUGAUCAAAUGCAACAAGAGCAAGAACAAGAAGAAGCGGCACAUGAGCGGCGUGAGCAGCGGUGACGUUUCCAAGACCUCCGGAUCUGGCGGAGGCUCCUGGAGCUCCAACUCCAGCGACUCCCAUGACAGCUCGGAGCGCUGAGGAGUUGCCGGAACACGGGGAGACUCUGAGUCAUAUUUCAGUGGGGGGUCCUUUCAGACCAAACUGCCCCAAGAGCCGCGGCUCAGCCGCAGCUCAAUUGCACUUUUCGUCGCUGCAAAAUUGUAAGCCCGAAAGCGGUUUGGGCCCGAAGGUGCGUGGAAGAGGAUUCCCCACCUGCAGAGAAAUUGCAAAGAACGAGUCGGCAGCU